Messenger RNA from Gryllus bimaculatus (two-spotted cricket), 282 nucleotides. Lineage: Eukaryota; Metazoa; Arthropoda; Insecta; Orthoptera; Gryllidae. The record is from the annotation of a GenBank genome assembly.
AAUCCUGUUCUUCUUCAAUUUCAUCCUCCUCCUCGUCAUCAUCUUCAUCUCCUUGAGCAUCUGCUUCAUCUGACUCUGCUUGUUCAUCUUCAUCAUCUUCAUCUUGAUCAACACAAAAACUACUAUCUUGUUUAUGUUUCUCAUCCUCAUCUUCAUCUGGCUGAUACUCUUCCCCACUUGAGUCUUCAGGUGAACCGUCCUCAGUACCAGUAUCAAUACACAAUUCCUCCGACGAGCUACAAGCAGAUCCAUCUGCACCAUAUGCCUGAAGAUUCAGAGUAA